CCGGGGUUAGAGAUUUGAAGGAGGCGGGGGCCACGAGAAAGCACGAGUCCGCAUCCCUUACUUCCUGCCCUUUAUCCCUUUAUCCCUAGGGUUUGAAAGCAUCGGGGAUAGCUCGGGGCCCCGCCUAUGGCCACGGAGUUACAGCGUCCGGACUCCAUGCCCUGUCACAACCGGCAAGUAAACUCUACUUCGAGCCCAAGUCCCGAGCGUCUGCUAGCUGAGGACCGGGUCCUGGAUCAUGCAGAGGAAAAUAAAGCUGCUAUGGCUAAGCUGACUCUCCUCCCUGGGCACGCCCAUUCUAGCGUGCUUUCGGAGCGGGACUCUCUGGCCUGCUGCAGCACUAAUCUUCACCCUGAGAACCACAGAGACAGUAGUGACAGUGGCAACUACGAUGCACCUGUCGGCGACUCCCUGCUAGGUGACUGUGAACUCCCCCGACAGAUUGGGGCUCAGCUUAAGUUGCUGCCUAUGAAUGAUCAGAUCCGGGAGCUGCAGACUAUCAUCCGGGACAAGACAGCCAGUAGAGGGGACUUCAUGUUUUCUGCGGAUCGCUUGAUCAGACUUGUUGUAGAAGAGGGAUUGAAUCAGCUUCCAUAUAAAGAAUGUAUGGUGACCACUCCGACAGGGCACAAGUAUGAAGGAGUGAAAUUUGAGAAAGGAAAUUGUGGGGUCAGCAUAAUGAGAAGCGGUGAGGCAAUGGAACAAGGUUUGCGAGACUGCUGUCGAUCCAUACGGAUUGGGAAGAUCCUGAUUCAGAGUGAUGAGGAGACACAAAAGGCCAAAGUAUAUUAUGCCAAGUUCCCUCCAGACAUUCAUCGCAGAAAAGUCCUUCUGAUGUAUCCAAUUCUCAGUACUGGAAAUACUGUAAUUGAAGCUGUAAAGGUUCUUAUAGAACAUGGCGUUCAACCCAGUGUUAUUAUCCUACUCAGUCUCUUCUCCACCCCCCAUGGUGCCAAAUCCAUCAUUCAAGAAUUUCCAGAGAUCACAAUUUUAACUACUGAAGUUCAUCCUGUUGCACCUACUCAUUUUGGACAGAAAUACUUUGGAACAGACUAAGUUAUUAAAGGAAAAUGAAAUACCUUGCAUAAUAUUAUGGUUAUAAAUGGAUUUCAUAUCUGUUUUUACUAAUUUAAUUUGUUUGAGAAAUAAUGGAGAAAAUAUGUUACGAAUGCCUUUUAACAAUGGAAGCAGGUAUAGCAACAAGAAAUACUGGAAGUUUGUUUAUUUGAUUUGGUCAUUUCUUCAUAUGUGGUAGGUACCAAAUUCAACAAUGAAGCGUAACCAUAGUGCUUAGAAAAGAUGGAAAUUUUAAUUGUAUGCUAAUAGAAGUCACUGAAUCCUCAGUUAGUACAUGGAAACUGUAGAACUUGUGACCCCUUCUCUUGGUUUGGAAGUUGCUUGCAGCUAAAGAAAACCCAAAUGAGAGUUAGUUCUUUGGAACACUGCAGGUUUACAUUUUCCUUCCUGUGCUUUAGCGCUAGAGUGUUUUCCUGUGUCUACUCACCCUCUGUACUCUAUAUACUAUAUAUAUUCAGGUACCUUGGAGAAGAGAGAAUGAGAGUAUAUCCUGGAAUUUUAUGUUGCCAAAGUCCUCAAUUUGCAGGUCCAGGAUGUCUGCUUAACUCGUCAGCUAAAUCGUCAUGUUCCUCACGUCUCAUUUCCCCAAGUGGGGAUUGAGGGAAGGUGCUUGCCAAGCUGCAACAAGGUGAAAAAGAUGCAGGGCCUUUUCAGUAACUGAAUCUGUAACAUGAGUCUACAGAGACUGAAUCCUGGAUGCCUGAUGCUGACCCAAGAGAGGUUAGAGGGGUUUGCAGCCCCUUAGGACGAACAACAAUAUGAACUAACUAGUACCCUCAGAGCUCCCAGGGUCUCAACCACCAACGAAAGACUGCACAUGGAGGGG
This is a messenger RNA of Mastomys coucha (southern multimammate mouse), 1903 nucleotides long. RefSeq names its product uracil phosphoribosyltransferase homolog (gene Uprt). The transcript is spliced from 7 exons. Bases 127 to 1056 code for a protein of 309 amino acids. NCBI's taxonomy places the organism in Eukaryota, Metazoa, Chordata, Mammalia, Rodentia, Muridae. The record is from RefSeq and is a predicted model, not a curated record.